Messenger RNA from Dissoconium aciculare CBS 342.82, 1182 nucleotides. RefSeq names its product methionine adenosyltransferase. The coding region runs from base 1 to 1182 and encodes 393 amino acids. Gene Ontology annotation, cellular component: cytosol. The transcript is spliced from 2 exons. Gene Ontology annotation, biological process: S-adenosylmethionine biosynthetic process. NCBI's taxonomy places the organism in Eukaryota, Fungi, Ascomycota, Dothideomycetes, Mycosphaerellales, Dissoconiaceae. The record is from RefSeq and is a predicted model, not a curated record. Gene Ontology annotation, molecular function: ATP binding; methionine adenosyltransferase activity.
AUGGCUCAGAACGGCACUGUCCCGCACGCUGGCCCUAAGGGUCGUUUCCUCUUCACCUCCGAGUCGGUCGGUCAAGGUCACCCCGAUAAGUUGGCUGACCAGGUCUCCGACGCCAUCCUCGAUGCCUGCUUGAAGGAUGACCCGGCCUCCAAGGUCGCCUGUGAGACUGCCACCAAGACUGGUAUGGUCAUGGUCUUCGGUGAGAUCACCACCAAGACCCGUCUGGACUACCAGAAGGUCAUCCGUGACGCCAUCAAGGACAUUGGUUACGAUGACUCGAGCAAGGGCUUCGACUACAAGACUUGCAACGUCCUCGUCGCUAUUGAGGAGCAGAGCCCCGAUAUCGCUCAGGGUCUCCACUACGAGGAGCGUCUUGAGAACCUCGGAGCUGGUGACCAGGGUAUCAUGUUCGGAUACGCCACUGACGAGACCCCCGAGUACUUGCCUCUCACCAUUCAGUUGGCCCACCAGCUGAACGCUGCCAUGACCGACGCCCGCAACGACGGUACCCUCCCUUGGCUCCGACCUGACACCAAGACCCAGGUCACCGUUGAGUACGAGCACGACAACGGCGCCGUCGUUCCGAUCCGUGUCGACACCGUCGUUAUCUCCGCUCAGCACGCCGAGGAGAUCUCUACCGAGGACCUCCGCAAGGAGAUCAAGGAGAAGAUCAUCCUCAAGACCAUCCCCGCCAAGUACAUCGACGACAAGACCAUCUACCACAUUCAGCCCUCCGGCCGUUUCGUCAUUGGUGGUCCUCAGGGUGACGCCGGUCUUACCGGCCGAAAGAUCAUCGUUGACACCUACGGUGGUUGGGGUGCCCACGGUGGUGGUGCUUUCUCCGGAAAGGACUACAGCAAGGUCGACCGGUCUGCUGCCUACCUCGCCCGGUGGGUUGCCAAGUCCCUCAUCAAGGCUGGCCUUGCCCGCCGUGCCCUCGUCCAGUUCUCCUACGCCAUUGGUGUCGCCGAGCCCCUCUCCAUCUACGUUGACAGCUACGGCACCUCCUCCAAGACCUCCGACGAGCUCGUCGAGAUCAUCCGCAAGAACUUCGACAUGCGUCCCGGUGUCAUCGUCAAGGAGCUUGAUCUUUCCCGCCCCAUCUACAACAAGACUGCCAAGAACGGUCACUUCACUGACCAGAGCUUCACCUGGGAGCAGCCCAAGGAGCUCAAGUUCUAA